CUUCAAUCUUCAGAUUCACUGGAACUGCUUUCACUUCUGACGUCAUCAACUCACCGGAGAUACGUCAUUUCAAUAACCUAAACACACAGUUUUCGCCGGAAAAAUGGGAGUGAACAACGGCAACGUACAGACGUUGAUGUCCGAUUUCCUCCGUAACUCCGGCGGCGUCGCCAUCAUCGACGGCGGCUUCGCGACGGAGCUUGAACGACACGGUGCUGACCUCAACGAUCCGUUAUGGAGCGCUAAGUGUCUUCUCACUUCUACAGACCUUGUUCGUCAGGUACACCUUGAUUAUCUUGAAGCUGGUGCUGAUAUAAUAAUCACAGCUUCUUAUCAGGCAACGAUUCAAGGGUUUGGAGCCAAAGGCUUCUCUAAGGAAGAAAGUGAAGCCAUGCUUAAAAAAAGUGUAGAUAUUGCUUGUGAGGCACGGAAGAUAUAUUAUGAGAGAUGCCGUAAUUCUGCUAGUAAUUUUACUAGUGACGGUAAAAUUCUCAAGAAUCGGCCUAUUCUAGUUGCUGCAUCUGUUGGGAGUUACGGGGCAUAUUUGGCUGAUGGUUCUGAAUAUAGCGGGGAUUAUGGUGAUGCGAUGGAUCUUGAAUUCUUGAAGAGUUUUCACAGGAGAAGAGUUCAAGUUUUAGCUGAAUCCGGUGCUGAUUUAAUUGCAUUUGAAACAGUGCCAAACAAGAUUGAAGCACAGGCGUAUGCUGAGCUACUUGAAGAAGGAAUAAAGAUCCCUGCAUGGUUCUCGUUUAACUCGAAAGACGGUGUAAAUGUGGUCAGUGGUGAUUCGUUGAUUGAAUGUGCGAAAAUUGCUGACUCGUGCCCGAAAGUUGUUGCUGUAGGAAUCAACUGUACACCACCUAGAUUUAUCAGUGGUCUGAUUCAAUCUAUCAAAAAGGUGACAACUAAACCGAUACUUAUAUAUCCAAAUAGCGGUGAAACUUAUGAUGCUGAAUUAAAGCAGUGGGUGAAAAAUACUGGAGUGCCGGAUGAAGAUUUUGUUUCGUACGUGAACAAGUGGUGCGAAAUAGGAGCGUCGCUUGUAGGUGGUUGUUGCAGAACCACUCCAAACACAAUUAAAGCCAUUUGCAGAACUCUUCCCAGCAGGUCUUCUUACUUGGCUUGAUAACCAAAUAUAGAUAAGCCUAUGAGUCACUUUCGACUGCUGCUAUGGCCGUCUAGAAAGCCGUCAAACUGAAACCGGCUUAACAGCACAGUUUUGAUCGGUUUAGGUUCGGUAUCUUAUAAAAAGUAGUUAAUUUUCAUAUGUAUUUUGUUGGGUGAGUGUAUGUUAAAAUAAUUUUGAACUUUCUUUAUGCCAAAAGUUAAUUUCCGCAAACUCAAUUAUAAAAUGGUUUAAGCUGGUUUUUGUUGCAA
This is a messenger RNA of Helianthus annuus (common sunflower), 1377 nucleotides long. Its product is annotated as homocysteine S-methyltransferase 2. The record is from RefSeq and is a predicted model, not a curated record. Gene Ontology annotation, molecular function: zinc ion binding; S-adenosylmethionine-homocysteine S-methyltransferase activity. Lineage: Eukaryota; Viridiplantae; Streptophyta; Magnoliopsida; Asterales; Asteraceae. Bases 104 to 1126 code for a protein of 340 amino acids. Gene Ontology annotation, biological process: S-methylmethionine cycle. The transcript is spliced from 7 exons.